Vitis riparia (riverbank grape) is the source of this 1214-nucleotide messenger RNA. Its product is annotated as LOB domain-containing protein 1-like. The record is from RefSeq and is a predicted model, not a curated record. Lineage: Eukaryota; Viridiplantae; Streptophyta; Magnoliopsida; Vitales; Vitaceae. The transcript has 2 exons. The coding region runs from base 87 to 677 and encodes 196 amino acids.
UCCGCCGUCGCCACCACAGCCUACCGCCUACCGCCUACCGCCUACCGCCACCUCCAUCACUUCUACCACUUCCUCCUCUUCUAGAAAUGGAAAGCGCUGAGAACAACAAAGCACCGGGGGCUACUGUUUCACCUCCUCUUCCGUUUUCUCCAACUUCUUCUUCUAAUUCAGGUCUCCCCCGGUCUCCUCCUGCCCUUGUCGUUCUCAGCCCUUGUGCUGCCUGCAAAAUACUCCGCCGGCGAUGCGCCGAUAAAUGUGUUUUGGCUCCAUACUUUCCUCCCACCGAGCCCCUCAAAUUCACCAUUGCCCACAGAGUCUUCGGAGCUAGCAACAUUAUCAAGCUCUUGCAGGAUCUCCCGGAAUCCCAGAGAGCGGAUGCUGUGAGCAGCAUGGUGUAUGAAGCAAAUGCGAGAAUUCGGGACCCCGUGUAUGGAUGUGCUGGCGCAAUUUGUCACCUUCAGAAACAAGUGAGUGAGCUGCAGGCACAAUUGGCUAAGGCCCAAGCGGAUGUCAUCAACAUGCAAUGCCAGCAAGACAACUUAGUGGCCAUACUUUGCAUGGACUUUCAGCAGCAGCAGCAGCAGCAGCCACAAUAUCAGCAACAACAACCAUUUGAGUUCAAUGGGAGCUUCUUCCUUGAGGAUGGCAAUCUUGUCAUGGAGCCUCUGUGGACAUGAUCAUAAAAAGUGAUCCUGAGAGAAAGUUCAGAGUAUGACUCCAAAGUGGGGAUAAUGAGAUGAUGUAGAAUAUACUUAAAAACAAAUUAGAAUAAGAAAAAGAUGGGACAACAUGUUGUUUCAUUAGUCAUAUUGAUGGGGAAAGGUGGUUGAAAAAAAAGGGAAAUGGGUUAAUGUGCCUUACCUGCAUUCUUCCUACCUAUAAUCUUCCCCAAAGACCAUCUCAUUAGGAAAAGAAAUUAAAGAGCAAGAUCAGCAGAAAAAUAAACUCGAUGGGAUUUGAAAAAGAAAAAGACAAGAGAGUAGAAAUGGAGCUGUCUUUAUUAUUAAGUACUUCUGCCUUAAAUGAAAAUGCAACUUUUUGGUGAACUAAUUUCAUCUUGUAACCAGAAAAAUGUAAUUUUCAUGGGUUCCUUGACCAAACUGUAGAUGUGUUGAGGUUUCCCUUUGAUUUUUAUUAUCAUGGAGACAAAGUUGCAACUUAUGGUUUGAGUAAUUAUACUACUUUUUUGAGGAAUAGACUGAUGAUCUUUUGUA